Molecule: messenger RNA, 2013 nt
Organism: Anarrhichthys ocellatus (wolf-eel)
Lineage: Eukaryota; Metazoa; Chordata; Actinopteri; Perciformes; Anarhichadidae
Product: ICOS ligand-like
Exons: 5
Coding region: 403-1407 (334 amino acids)
Biological process (GO): immune response; positive regulation of T cell proliferation; cell surface receptor signaling pathway
Cellular component (GO): external side of plasma membrane
Source: RefSeq, a predicted model, not a curated record
GUUCUGGUUCUGGUCCCGAGCCUCCCUUCAGAACCAGGUAAAGGUUCCUCGCUGUGACUUUAACGCCAGUUGAAUCUCGGCGAUUCAUGACGUCACGCUGUGUGGGCGUGCGCCGCCUAUACAGGUCAAACAGGUCGGACACCUUCCCAUCAAGGCUCUCAGCAGGAUGUAUGCCGAUGGACAGUAAAAAGGCCUUACAGGUUAUUUGUGAGUGAGAAUCUCUUUAAUUCUCACUGCUCGUCAGCUUUACAUCAGACAGAGGAACAGAGUCAGAUGCCUCAACGAGCCGCAACAUGACCGGCGGUGACUUCACUCAGGGAGAAACAAGGUGUGCGCAUCCGACCCGGAGCUGUGCAACAGGCUGACAGGAAGUGGAGCCACACGGGCACAUUGAAAGCGGUGAUGGGUCUGUGCUCGUUCUCCAGUCUGAGGAGGAACAGGUCUUUGAAUGGUUUCUGUGUCUUUGGCGCACGAACGGCGCACAAAGCGGCUCUGUGGAGCUGCGGACUGCUGCUCAGCUUCCUGGGUUUCUGCGCCUGUCUGGAGGAAGAGUGCGUCCUCGGUAUCGUCGGACAGUCGGUCUCGCUGCCCUGCAUUCGCCCCCAGUUAAAAACCUCGGUGAACGUCACCAUCGAGUGGAGGAGAGGCGAGGAGGUGGUGCUCCGGUCGGUGUGGAGGGACGACGGCAUCGUGGAGGAGUGGAGCAUCAACAGGGCCACGACCCCGUCGGACACCAUGCUGACGGGAAACUUGUCCCUGCAGCUUCCCACGGUGGACCCCUCGGAGCACAGCGUGAACUACAGUCUGCUCGUCACUUCAGGACAGAAUCACAGCGUGGAGCUGUGCACCGUGUGCCUCAGGACCGCAGCCAGUUUCAGCUUCCCGCUGCUGCGGAGGGAGAAGGAGGCCGGGCCGGGAGGCGAGAGCGCCUUCUGGUGUCACUCCAGCGGGGGGUUCCCUGCACCUGCAGUCUACUGGCUCAUCAACGACACCGAGGACCCCCCCGACGGCUCGGUGAGGACGCUGGCGGCGGCGCUGCCGGAUUCCCUUCUGUACAACGUCACGAGCCAGCUGAUGCUCAACGUCUCCGAGGACUCCAGCGUGUCGUGCGUCGUGGAGAACCCGUCCAUGAACGAAAACUUGACGUCCACAACCAGCGGAGUGAAAGUGAGGGGCGGCCCCGUGGUGACCGGCAGAGCCUCGGAGGCCAUGUGGAUCUUCAGCACGGCGCUCUGCGCGGUGGUCGGGGUCAUGGUGUUGGUGGGCGUCAUCUACCAGAUUCACCUGGACAGGAUGAGCAAGAAGAAGAAAGAGUUCCAUAAGCAGCAUCUGAACAGAGGAUACAAAAGGAGGAGACCUGAGGAAGAGGCGGCGAUGAAGCCGGAGAAGAAGGAGACCGACGUGUGAAACGAACCCUCGAGACUUUUCUGACUCGAGGAAACAGAGCACGGAUUUGUAAAUACUUAGUUUUGUUUGUGAUCGCUGGUUUUUAUCAGGUUAACAUCCAGAGAUUUAAACUGAUUUAAAUAAAGUUAUUUUGUGACGAUUCUUCUGUUUGUUUCAAGCUUCAAUAAAGACUCAAACCAGCGCUGCAGCGGAUUUAUUUACAUCUAUACAGAAAAUAUGACAAUUUACAUUUGAAUCUUACUUUACACAAAAAUAUUUCUGCUGAUGUUUGAUUUUCAAUAAUAUGAACUGAAUGAAAGAUCUACUCACUGGUGACUCAUCGAUUAGUUGCUUUAUAUAAACAUUCUAUAAAAUGUGCAGUGUUUCCUAAAGAUCAAGACGACGUCCACAACUCAAACAUAUUCAGUUCACUGUCAGAGGAAAGAAAAGCAGAAAAUAUUCAAGUUCAAGAAGCUGGAAUCAGAGAAUUAUGACUUCUUGUUCUUCAGAAAAAAAUCACUCAGACCGAUAAAUCAAUCAACAAUAGUUCAUUUAAAAGUUAACUAAUCAAUUAAUUGUUGCAGCUGUAAAGUCGUCACAUUAGAGAAGCUCCAACCAGCACACGUU